UAUAAAUAUGAAUAACUUUUGAUUGUGCCCUCAGCCAAAAUUAUUCGAAACUCUUUUUAUCAUCCCUCAUAUGGGAAUGAUGGAAAGGGAUGGAGACACAGGACCAGGACAAAAGGACGAAACUAAGACAGGCGGAGCUAAGGACUCAAAGGUGAACUUUGCAUCACAAGGAGCCUUUCAGAGUAAAUCUACAAUGCAUUUGAGAGAGGAGAAAGAAAAGGUACCAAAGCAAUCAUUUGCAGAUAGGCUCAUUAUUGAUAAAAAUUCUAAGUGGAAAGCUAUUUUUGAUAUAUUGAUCUUGCUUCUUGUAGGAUACUCCUGUAUUACUUCAAUCUUUUAUGUUGCUUUUUCAAGCCCAGAUAGUACCCUCCAUCUCGCUUUUGAUUGGGGUGUAGAAGUUUUCUUUAUUUGAGAUCUUGUUUUUAACUUCUUCCAAGAGUAUAACGACUCUGAGACUUAUGAAAAUGUGAGAGAUCACAAGAAAAUAGCCCUGAGAUACAUGUUCAGAGGAUGGUUCUUUGUUGAUUUUGUGUCAGUAUUUCCGUUCACCGCAAUCUUACAGCAAAAUGCUUUACUGACUAAACUAUUCAGGCUGUUCAGAUUGCCAAGGCUUAUCAAACUGAUUGAUAUUUCGAGGUUUAAUCAGCUUCUGAGAUCCUUCUUUGAGAGCUCAUCAAGGGAUGAGAGAAUAGUUGCCCAAUAUAUGCUGAUGUAUUUCUAUAAAAUCUUCAGGCUUAUAAUUAUCGCAAUUAUUAUCACUUAUUUCUUGGGAUGCUUCUGGUAUCUUAUUUCGAACGAAAUGAAUCCAGCAAGUGCAGAACAGACUUUUGUUAAAAAUUUUGAAUUGGAGAAUGAAGGCAACUUCAGGAAACUUAUUGUGUCAUGUUAUUUCGCUUUAACGACACUUUCUACAGUUGGAUAUGGUGAUUAUUAUCCUGUGAGUAACCUCGAGAGAAUUCUAGCCUGUAUAAUCAUGCUUCUAGGAGUCGCCUUUUUCUCAUUUAUUAUGGGAAACUUUAUUGAAAUCAUAACAAAUUAUGAUGAGAAGAUGGGUAUUAUAAACAAAGGUACUGAGCUACAUAACUGGAUGACUCUUCUAACAAGAUAUACAAAUAAUAAACCUCUCCCAAGGUCAUUGAUAAACCAGAUAGACGAUCACUUCACCUAUUUUUGGGCAAACGAUAGGCUUGCUUCGAUAUCUAAAGAUGAUGAAUACUUGAAUGCUUUACCUAGGAGUAUAAAGAGAACGAUAAUGAUCAAUUAUCUAUUUCAGGAUCACUUCUACAAAUUCAGACAGUUCUUUAACACCUUUGAAAACAGAGAAAGUGAGUUCCUCUACGAUGUUGCAUUUGGUUUCAUGCCAAGAAAAUUCGAUGAGAAUGAAAUCGUCUACGAUGAAGAAGACGAUGUCACUGAGAUUUACUUCAUUAUUGAGGGAACUCUAGGAGUUGGUUUCAGAGUCCCAGGAACUGAGAGCAAUAAUAUCAAACUCAUAAAGUUCUUCAGAGAUGACUCCUUUGUGUGUGACUAUUAUGUCUGUAAUAACAAGAGAAGUGAAUUUAUUUAUCAAGCAUUAAAAGAGACCAAAGUAGUUGCCUUACAAAAGAAAUUUAUGAAAGAAGUCUUUGCAAAGCAUCCAGAAAUUGCCAGCAAAAUCAAAGCUGAGUCUACGAAGAGAUACUCUAAAAUGAUCAGAGAUCCUCUACAUGAACACAGAAUUAAGGAGAUAGAAGAUCUUAACAAGAAGAGUGCAUAUAAAAUAAUUAAAAUUGAAGAUAAGAAAGAAGCUUUCGUAGAAUCCAAUCAAGACGAAAAUGAGGAGGAUGUAAUGGAUGAUGAAUUCAGAAAUGCUAGUAUCCCUGAACUUCACAAUAUUCUUAAGAAGAAAGUUGAAUCUAUCAACGAUGAGAUGAACCAAUUCUCCACAAAUAUUAAUGACUUCUCCUUGAUUUGAGAUAAGGAAUUAAACUCUCUUCUCGAAAACCUAGACACUAUCCAAUCCGCAAUGAACGAAAUGAACUAAAUGAAUAAAUAUUUCAAUAA
This is a messenger RNA of Moneuplotes crassus, 2043 nucleotides long. The record is from the annotation of a GenBank genome assembly. NCBI's taxonomy places the organism in Eukaryota, Ciliophora, Spirotrichea, Euplotida, Euplotidae.